AGCGCCAAGUUGAAAAGGGACGUUACUGUACAAUGUUGGAGGAUGACUUUUCUGAGCUAGAUCUGAACAGAAGUACUGGAUGCAUCACUAAAGAGUCUAAUAGCCCUAGUUUAGGCUUCAACUCUGGCUACGCGCAUGAGGUAGCUGUUCCACAUUUCAUUCCACCCACUAACGCUGAGAAAGAAACGUCAGUAUGCGCGACAUCUAGUGAACCCCUAGUGAAGGUCACCAGUCCUGCUAAGGUUGGUGAAGGGAUUUCCUCCUACAUAGUUUAUCGUGUCAAUACACAGUUUCUAGAAAAAGAAUUCUCAGUUCUUAGGCGGUUUUCUGAUUUCCUCGGACUGUAUGAACGAUUAGUUGCAAAGUAUCUUCCAGAAGGGGUUAUUGUUCCCCCAGUACCUUCUAAGGAUAUGCUGGCGACAACUAAAGUCAAAAUAUCUAAGGAUGCCUCAGCCGAAAAUGAAUUUGUUGAACGCCGUAGAAUGGCACUAGAACGGUUUCUUACACGAGUCCUGGCCCAUGAAGUUUUGCGUGCCGAUGAGGACCUUCGGGAGUUUCUUCAGUACGAUGGAGAACUCCGACGCGCGACAAAUACACAGUUGUUAUCUGGAGCUGCGGCAAUUAAAGUGAUGAAGAACAUAGGAGAUGCUAUUGGGAAGCUCACAUAUAAAGUUGACGACCCAGAGGAGAACGCUUCUGAGGAGUUUUUUUUUCAAAAAGCUGAUGAAUUGGAUAGUUGGGAAAAGCAACUUAAGCGUCUCUACUCGGCUCUUCUCUGUUUAGUAUCAGGAGAUAACGAGUUAGCAAGUGCUAAAGCUGGUUUAUCCCGCUCAAUUCUUCUGCUGGCCAACGUAGAAGAAAACACUGGUUUAGCUCAAGCUUUACACCAUCUUGCUGAAACGGAAGGGCAUGUUGCUGAACUGCAUGCUCUACAAGCAGAAGCACAUACUUGUCAUUUGGCGGAAUAUGCUAGAGAAAUACUUGGCAUGGUUCAGGCAUGUAAAGAUGUAUUAAGUGAACGUGUUCGCAUAUAUCGUACCUGGAAAACUGCUGAAGCCAAUCUUCGUUCGAAGCGUGAACAGAAAAUUCGCAUGGAAAUGUCAGCUAAAAACGAUAAUAAAAAAAUGGCUGUGAUCGUAAUGGAGUUAGAGGAGCUUGAAAAUCGUGUAGAUCAAGCUCAACACAAAUUCAAUAAUAUAUCAGAAAACAUCAAAAAAGAAUUCCAGAAUUUCGAUCUCAAUCGUUUCACCUAUUUCAAACAGGCUACCACAGAAUACUUGGAGUUACUGUUGCAAAUUCAAAUGAAAAUCUAUCAAUACAGUACUCUUAACGAAAUUCCUGAGUUGUGAAGUUGUAUCUGGUUGUAGCAGGUAAUGCGUUGAAGAGUUCUUUUGUUCGAUAUCAUUCAGAAAUCUGUCAUGACCCUUGAAAAUAAAUGGUUGUCAAUCCACAAAAUAUUCUUAAUAGUUCACUUACAACUUGACUGAGCAGAUAAUAAUCAGAUUUAACUGGUGACAUACAAAAGCUUGAUUCACUGCUAUAUCCGCCUAAUCAGUAAUAUGUGUAAUAUCUGUUAACCUGGGUAAUACAAGCAGUAAAAUUGGUGCCAGAAAUUCUAAUCACUAUUCAUUGUUGUCUAAUUGUAAACGUAUAUGUUAUAACAAAUCGUGAUUUUGUUCUUUACUGUCUAGCAGAUUAACCUACUUUUUGUGCAAUUUUCUCUUUGACUGUGCAUCACAAAUUAUAGAUAUUAGAAAAUUGGGAAAAAUAUCUGUCUCAUGCAAAUGGCGUCAAUUGAAUCUACAGUUUUCCUGAAUUCUCAUUUCUUUGGUCUUGGAAUUUAUUGAUUUUGCACAUUAAUUCAAUGUUUCACAUUUUGAUAUUGUUUGAUUUGAUUUUGAUUUUUCUCUGCCUAUUUCUAUUUCACUCACGUAAACACAUACACACACACACAACUCAUUUAUACUUACAUUGUAUUCCUAGCACUUGAUUCCAAUUCACUUUUGGUUGGGGAGGUUGUGAUAUACAUAUAUUAUACUUGUUGAUCAUUCUGUAUUUUAUGUAACGUUUAGGGGAUUGUUGCUAAUUUUUGGUAAUAAUCCUAUGCGAAGAUAUUAAAACAAAAUAAUCAUAGUUGCUG
Molecule: messenger RNA, 2140 nt
Organism: Heterobilharzia americana
Lineage: Eukaryota; Metazoa; Platyhelminthes; Trematoda; Strigeidida; Schistosomatidae
Source: the annotation of a GenBank genome assembly